Symbiodinium sp. CCMP2592 is the source of this 1104-nucleotide messenger RNA. NCBI's taxonomy places the organism in Eukaryota, Dinophyceae, Suessiales, Symbiodiniaceae. The record is from the annotation of a GenBank genome assembly.
AUGCGCCAAAGCGCCGUGGCCGCGGUGAGGCGCCUGGCUCGGCCGGCGAGGCCGAGGUGGAUGGUGACGGCACCGACCUCCUUCAGGGAAUCGCAGGAGCAGAUAAGCCUGAGCGAAAGGCAGGAGGCCUUCUUGCUGGAGCGCCUGCCUCGUGCUUGGAACGAGGAGCAUGUGCGAAAGGCGUUGAGCAGCUGCGGGCAAGACUUAGGAGAAACAUGGCGCAGCAAAAUCUUGCUGAUGCGGUCUCGUUUGGGCACGUCGAUGGGGCGAGCUCUUGUAGCCUCGCCAACUCACAUUCCCGAUGUUGUUAAGGAGCUUCCCUGGGGAACGACAUACCGUCCCAUGGACAGGUCAGACAUCGAGGCCUUCGUGGAGCAGUGUGAGAGGUUCGUGCAUCUCAGCGAGGACUUGAGACGUAUCGCUGCACCAGAAAGUUUCUUGCGAGUUCUUACCAUCACCGAGGUUCCGUCAAAUUAUGGGCGGAAGGACAUUGCACAUAUUCUGAAAGAGCGGUGCAACGUGACCGUAGCACUUGCUGACAUAGUUUUCCGUUUCAAGCGGUGGGGGAGGCAGGCAGACACGUGUUACGUCGUCUGCCCCACGUCAGAAGCUGUCGACCGCUGCGUCCAAGAGAUUCAGGAGCUUGCUGUGCCCAAACGGGUCGCCCAUGGUUCACUUUUCGGAGCUGCUUUCUUGUGGUCCAGUCGUGCAACGCUCUUCCUGAGCGACCCUGCCUUAGACUUUCUCCUCCAUGACUCCAAAACGUGGGUGUUUACCACCGGAUGGCAGGAGGACAUGACGGAGGAAGAGUUCCUCCAGGUCAUGCACCAACUUCGGUUUUAUCCAGUCCGUGCAGUUCGCCAUCCCAUCGUAGCUGACAAUUCCAGCUCUUUUUUCGUGAAGUUUGAGCAAAUGGAGGGCUUCAGCGGCGCGAAGCGGGCCAUGAUGCGGCUGCGCCGCUUGAAAUGGCGUUGGAGGAUCAAGCAGGCGGUCCCCUUUUUUGCGUAUCCACGUCGCAUCGACGUUCACCGUGCAGGAGAAUUUCGGCAUGAAGAUGAAUUGAGCGAUGGUGACUCUGACAUUGACGAACCUGUGCACUACUGA